Molecule: messenger RNA, 4496 nt
Organism: Pogoniulus pusillus (Red-fronted tinkerbird)
Lineage: Eukaryota; Metazoa; Chordata; Aves; Piciformes; Lybiidae
Gene: KCNK17
Product: potassium two pore domain channel subfamily K member 17
Exons: 5
Coding region: 5-964 (319 amino acids)
Biological process (GO): stabilization of membrane potential; potassium ion transmembrane transport
Cellular component (GO): plasma membrane
Molecular function (GO): outward rectifier potassium channel activity; potassium ion leak channel activity
Source: RefSeq, a predicted model, not a curated record
GCUGAUGGUUGCAGCGCGGCGGCGGCAGCAGCAGCGGUGCUGGCGGGUGCCGGUGCUGCUUGCGGCUUACUUGAGCUAUGUGGGGCUGGGUGCCGGUGUGCUACAGGCGCUGGAGCGGCCGGCCGAGGUGCAGGCGGCCCAGCACCUCCUUCAGCAGCACCGGGAUCUGCUCGGCAACCACACCUGCUUGCAGGGGCCCGCCCUGCAGCGGCUCAUCGAGGAUAUCAUCCAGGCCUACAAGAGUGGCAUAACCCUCCAGGGAAACACCACUAGCUUGGGCAAGUGGGACUACAGUGGGUCCUUCUUUUUCUCCAUCUCUGCAAUAACAACCAUUGGCUAUGGGAAUCUGAGCCCCAGCACUGCAGCUGGUCGAAUCUUCUGCAUCUUGUUUGCACUGUUUGGAAUCCCUUUGAACCUUAUCCUCCUCAAUGAAAUUGGGCAGCUGAUGCUGUUGGGAGUUCAGCAUUGUGCCCGUUGCCUAGAGGAGGUGUUUCACUGGCAGAAAAAAGCUUCCUUUCUGAUUAAGACCUGUGCACUGGUAACUGGCUUGUUAUUGUUCCUCCUGCUACCUCCCUUGUUAUUUUCUGACAAAGAAGGAUGGUCUUAUGAAGAAGGCUUCUACUAUUCCUUUAUUACCCUCAGCACUAUAGGGUUUGGAGAUUAUGUGAUUGGGAUGAACCCAGACCGCACCUAUCCAGGCUGGUACAAGAAUGUAAUCUCUCUGUGGAUCCUCUUUGGGAUGGCCUGGCUAGCGCUGGUUAUCAAAUUUUGCAUCAACUUUCUAGAGAGCUCCAGUGACUUCUGUCAAUGCAACAAGAGCACAGAGAUGGCAGAAGACUUCGUGGAUGACGACAAAAAUAACAUGACAGGACUUCACAAUGUGGAGAUGGGCAAUGACAAAGACACAAAACUAAAAGGACCAGAUGAAUCUCAUACCUACACAGUUCCUGCAGAAGCAGUCUAGGGAAGAAAAAAAUCCUUGGUAAUUUUAGUGCACUGGAGAUGCAUCACUUUGAAAUGCAGGAAGAAAAAAAUCCGUGGUGAUUUUAGUGCACUGGAGAUGCAUCACUUUGAAAUGCAGGAGUAGAGCUGCUCUGAUAUUCACAUGAUGUGGAAAGCUUGCUUACUGAGGCUGAAAUUCUCUUGUUCUCAAUUUAGCAAUGGCAAUAAAAAGUUUCACUUGCAGCACCACCAAGAAUUGCCAACUGGAAUAUUAGCCAAAGAUUUACAGAGAUAUUACCUACCCUGCCACCUCAACUCAUGAGGUAAACUUUCAUAUCCAAACACAACACUGUAUGCUGUUGUCAUUUUCUUUGCAUUUGAAGUUCUUGUAGCCUUUCUUUUUAUGGCAUUUUGCAAAUUCUGGAAGUAGAAAAGCAGGUGCCACUUAGUGCAGAAAACAAAUUGCAGGUUUCUGAAAGACAUAAUGAGAAGCACUAUUUAAAGCCACCUGACAGUCACUGCUGCUCUCCAUGACCUAUGUGCUUGUCCUUGCUAAAGAUGGCAACACGCUUUUGCUCUCUGAUUAUUGCUAUGUGGAUGGCCACAAGGUAGAGACACUUAAUACAAACACAUCACUAAACUUUUGCUCAAAGUAAUAUCUGCAUCAGAGAUCCACUAUUAUUAAAAAGAAAAUAAAUGGUUAAACUAUUUCUUACUCCAGUACUUCUGUAGGCAUGUCCUUUGUAAAGUUUUAAGUAGAUUAAAUGUCAUCAGUUAAAUUUUAACAGUUCAUUUAGGUAGAUUUUUAUUUUGCUAUAUCUUGGAGGCUAGAAAAGUAGGACUAGAGGCAGUUUCAAGUGCUACUGGAUCCCAAGUAACACAUUAUCACAUGGCCAAUGUUAACAAGGGCUACUUUAAUCUAGAAACAGACCAAACUAUGUGACCAAGACAUGAUAGUUUGAACUUCUCGUGUCAUUAGGCACAACUGUUGGGGUUUUUUGGUCUGUGUCAGUCAUGAAUAGAACUAUUAAGAUUUUUUUUAAAAUCCAUUAAAUUCUCAGAACAUUUUGGGAUAAAUUAUGCCAUUUAUAAAAGUCAAAGAGUCUAACUCCUGCUGCCAUGUAUAAGCUCAUAUCUGAUCUACUUUUCUUAUCCCCGUUGUGCUACUUGCAUCUUAGAGUAUUAACUUUGAAAACAUGACUGUAGCAGUAAACCAGAACAAAGCAUUGUGGUGAGCCUUCAGCUUCUGCAUUUGACCAAGAUUAUACAUGGAUGAUGGACAAAAGACUGAAAACAGUCUGUUGGAGAACAUGAGACUCAAAUCAGAAAUAUCCAUAGCUGGAUUUGCAGAAAUGCAGUGCAUCCAAAGUUUGUGGUCUUCAGGAACACAAGCUCUGGAACAUGUAAUGCCAAACGUGUAUUUCCAGAGGAGGCUACUCUGACUGUUGAUAUGUGGUGGAACUGACUACAAGAGAAAAUGGAGGAAAGAAAUCUGCUGGAUGAUAUUUAAUCUGUCAACCUCCUGUCAGCCUUUUUAUCAUCAGCCUCUUGCUGACUCCGUAGUAAUAAACAUUCUUGCAAAUACUGUUUAAAUGGGCCAGGAGAGUUGGGAAAGGGAGGUAGUGGAAAUCUCAGGCCAUAGCUGGGAAAACUAAUGCAAAAUAAGUGUGGUGUUUUGGGUUUUUUAACACUUGUAAUUUCUUUAAUAGCACUUAGUAUAAUCUUUCCUGACUCUUUUAUGCUUCAUCUUGUUUAUUCUCAGUAGUGGGUACUCAGUGAAGGCUUUGCUAAUAUUCAUAAUGGCUAGGCCUACACUACACCCAAAGUGUAUUUUUUCAACUCAAAGCCAGUCUCAGUUCUACAGCAGAAAACCUGGUACCCUUUUUACAUGUGCCCUUUGCACCUUCUUGCAGGUGCAAAACUUAGAAAAUAUAACUGUAUCUUAAAAUCUGAAUGCUCAGAAGGUAGUAGGAGUUUCUGCUGUCAAAGCAUGGGAAUGAUUAUUAAAUUUACUUCCAUUUUAAUUCAAAAUAUGAUAGGCUGUGGUGACUUCUGCUAGCUUUGCUCUUGAAGGCUGCUUAGCAUGCUAAGAGUUUCUUCUUUUCAGUCUGUGACAUGAAUUAUAUCUAUCUCAUAUUCCCAUAUAUUUGUAGCUUGUGGAUGUGGUUUUUCAAGAGUGCCUUAGAGGUUUGGAUACCCUGAUCUCACUCAAGUGCACACACAGAGUUGCAUGACUUUAGGACAGCUAAUGUACACUUCAAGAGCUAAAAGGAAGAGGAACUCUACGAGUAGUACUUAAGCAAAGGAAAAAACAGUAAUUCUUCAUUGAUCUUAGCACUUCCACUGUUAUGUCAGCGUUCAACCACAAGCCUACGUAUGUAGCUGGGUCUCAAGGUGACUCAGUAUCUGCCCCAGCAAUCCUUGCUGAUUCACUUCCUUCCGCUGUUGUCCUACCCAGCAGCUCACCAUCGGCAUGCUUUAUGGGAGGAGUAUCUGAACUACUUGCAAGCUCCAGAGCUGCAGUCGUUUGCUUGUGUCCUACAUCACCUAAAAAAAAUAUUAAGUUCAUCAAAGACUGCCUCUGAUGCCACGUUAUCAUGUUAUCCCUUCUGAAUGUGAUUUUAUUUACAGCCCCUCAGCUGGCUUUCCAUAUGGACAAGAGCUAUUACUGUAUCAGUCUCCAUAAACUGCCCCUCUAGCCUUUCUAUUCUUUCUAAAGUUGUGUUGUGGUUAAGUGACAUGGAUGAAUUUGUUCCCAGAAGGAUGAGAAGAAAGUGGAAUUUUGCAACAUCACAAAAACAUCAUCACCAAUGCGUCUCCUCUACCAAACUAUGAAAGGUUAUCUGUUCAAGGGUAAAAUAAAGAAAACAAAAGCAUGGUUCUGUUAUCAUUCUUGUCACAGCCGACUUGCAGUCUUCUGUAAUCUGCAUUGGAAAAUUACAGAUACUCUUGGAUAUUUUUUUUAAACACUGUCUCUUCCUGUUCAGAUAACUGUGCCUUUUCCAUGAGUGAUUUUUGGAUUACACUUUCACUGCUGUUAUUCUGUACAAGUCAAUUCUUCCCUCUUAUCCUGUUUUCUUCCUUGGAAGCUGCAGGGGCUAGAAGCAGGUUUGGUUAGUAAGGGUAGUUGUAAAUAUUUGUGUAACAUCAGUGUCCAGAGGCUUUUUCACAAUCACAUAGACCAUAAUGUGCUUCUGACCUUUAUACAGUUUCCCAGGAAAUCAAUCCUUUAAAACAAGAAAGUAGGCCUCUUUCUAACUCAGAUACUCUAAGGACAAGUCCUGGCUUCAGCUUCAGUGUUUCUCAUGCUGCCUCUUUUAGAUAGUCCAAAUGAGACAUUUACCCCUUGGGGAGAGAUAUAUCCAGUAAAUGUAAUAAGAUGUUGCAACAGCAUAGUACAGACUGCUCAGAGCUGCACAAUUUGUAGUUGUAGUUGACUACAGGAUUUUAAGAUCCCUAGACCAGAACAAAAAAGCUCUUUUUCCAUGAUGGCCUCCAAGUCAGUGGUUGACUGAUAAGAUCUUACCUUACAACUUACCUUACUGGACAACUGA